Dothidotthia symphoricarpi CBS 119687 is the source of this 615-nucleotide messenger RNA. RefSeq names its product putative phosphoglycerate mutase. The transcript has 5 exons. NCBI's taxonomy places the organism in Eukaryota, Fungi, Ascomycota, Dothideomycetes, Pleosporales, Dothidotthiaceae. Gene Ontology annotation, molecular function: sedoheptulose-bisphosphatase activity. Bases 1 to 615 code for a protein of 204 amino acids. The record is from RefSeq and is a predicted model, not a curated record. Gene Ontology annotation, biological process: ribose phosphate biosynthetic process.
AUGUCCGACCAAGAGGCCCUGACUCCCCGUGUAAUCAUUGUUCGCCAUGGUCUCCUCUACUUAGCAAAUUUCGUAGGCCCUGGAAAUAUCCUCGACCCAUGCAGCCUUGUGCACGUCUUCGUUAGCCCGAGGGUGAGGGCUGUACAGACCUUUGAGCUGCUGCUGCCGGCCUCUUGUGGUGUCGUUACUGAGGUUACCUACACCGAUGAGCUUACGGAGUGGAACUAUGGUAACUAUGAAGGUCUCAAAGACCAGGAGAUCAGAGUUUCGAGGAAGAACAGCGGUCUGGACAAACACAGCGAGUGGGAUAUCUGGUCAGAUGGGUGUGAGGGUGGAGAAUCAAAGCAACAAGUAACUGGGCGACUGGACAGGCUUAUCUCGCAAAUUAAAGAGAUUCAGAAGCCCUACAUGCGUGGCGAGAAACCUGCUGAUGUCCUUCUUGUUGCACAUGGCCUUAUCCUUCGCUGUUUCUUAAAGCGCUGGCUUGGUUGCUCGAUUAAUGAUCCUCUCGAGAUGAUAUUAGCACCUGGGGCAAUUGCGGUUCUAAGCUACAAAAAAAAUGAUGUUAACAAGCCUGCCUUCCACGUUGGCGUGGCGCUUCCAUCUAGGAAAUGA